Molecule: messenger RNA, 795 nt
Organism: Acanthisitta chloris (rifleman)
Lineage: Eukaryota; Metazoa; Chordata; Aves; Passeriformes; Acanthisittidae
Product: chromosome unknown open reading frame, human C1orf35
Exons: 8
Coding region: 1-795 (264 amino acids)
Source: RefSeq, a predicted model, not a curated record
AUGUUUGGCUCAUCCCGGGGAGGUGUCCGGGGGGGUCAGGACCAGUUCAGCUGGGAGGAUGUCAAGACUGACAAACAACGUGAGAACUACCUGGGGAACUCCCUGAUGGCACCGGUUGGCAGGUGGCAGAAGGGGAAGGACCUGACCUGGUAUGCCAAGGGGAAGAAGGACACAGCUCCUCCGUUAUCCCGUGAGGAAGAGCUGGCUGCUGUCCGCCUGGCUGAGCAGGAGGCCAUGAUGGCAGCACUGGGCUACAAGAACGUGAAGAGGCAGCCCACAGGCCUCAGCAAGGAGGACUUGGCUGAGGUGUGCAAGAGGGACGGCACCGAGCGGGAUGAGAAGGAUGUGGACAGAGUAGUGGGUUUGGGCAGCUCCAGUGGCAGUGCUGGACGGGUGAUGCUGUCCAAGGAGGACAAGGAGGCAGCCAAGAUGGGGCUCUCUGUCUUCACGCACCAGAAGGUCUCCAGCAGCCCUGAGACAUCUGGCUCCAAGAAGAAUCAGGAGAAGGAGGAGAAGGUGGAGGAGAAACGGAGCAGCAAAAAAUCCAAAAAGGAAAAAAAGAAGAAGAAAAAGAAGAAACAUAAGAAGGAGAAGAAGAAAGGCAAGGACAAACACCACAAGAAGGACACUGUCCCGUCCUCCUCCGACUCUUCUCCGGAUCAGGAUAAGAGCCGGAGCCGGGAUGGACACGGCCGACACCUAUCCCCGCGGCGCAGGGCGAGGAAGAGGAGCAGGAGCAGGUCCCCUCCAUCCCGUGGGGUCAGGCAGCGCCAUGACACCGACUCAGAGGACUGA